Messenger RNA from Tripterygium wilfordii, 1074 nucleotides. RefSeq names its product 60S ribosomal protein L7-2. Lineage: Eukaryota; Viridiplantae; Streptophyta; Magnoliopsida; Celastrales; Celastraceae. Gene Ontology annotation, biological process: maturation of LSU-rRNA from tricistronic rRNA transcript (SSU-rRNA, 5.8S rRNA, LSU-rRNA). The transcript is spliced from 7 exons. The record is from RefSeq and is a predicted model, not a curated record. The coding region runs from base 148 to 885 and encodes 245 amino acids. Gene Ontology annotation, molecular function: RNA binding; structural constituent of ribosome. Gene Ontology annotation, cellular component: cytosolic large ribosomal subunit.
UUGAUUGCUCGUGCUAUUCAAAAAGACCUUACAAAACCCUAAUGCAUCGCAGCUACUUAAGCUCUCCUCCAGAGCCGCUAGACUCGAAACUCUCCCGUGCCGACGACUGAUUGCUUCAGUUUUUCGAAGAUCAACAACGACUCGGAGAUGGGUGAGGAAGUGAAGGGAGCAGUUGUGGUUCCAGAGUCGGUGUUGAAGAAGAGGAAAAGGGAAGAGGAGUGGGCUCUUGGUAAGAAACAAGAUCAGGAAGUCCAGAAGAAGAAGCAAGCUGAGAAGCGCAAGUUGAUUUUCAGCAGAGCUAUGCAGUAUUCGAAGGAGUAUGAUGAAGAGCAAAAGCAGUUGAUUCAGUUGAAGCGUGAGGCGAAAUUGAAGGGAGGGUUUUAUGUCAACCCAGAAGCCAAGCUGCUGUUCAUUGUCAGGAUUCGUGGUAUCAAUGCCAUGCACCCCAAGACCAGGACAAUUUUGCAGCUUCUGCGUUUGAGACAGAUUUUCAAUGGUGUCUUUCUGAAAGUGAACAAAGCAACCAUGAAUAUGCUGCACAGGGUUGAGCCCUACGUGACCUAUGGUUACCCGAACUUGAAAAGUGUCAGAGAAUUGAUUUACAAGAGAGGUUAUGGGAAAGUAAACAAGCAGAGAAUUGCUUUGACUGACAACUCGAUAAUUGAACAGGUCUUGGGCAAGUAUGGUAUCAUCUGUAUGGAAGAUCUCAUCCAUGAAAUCAUGACUGUUGGGCCGCAUUUCAAGGAGGCUAACAACUUCCUAUGGCCCAUCCAGUUGAAGGCACCUCUUGGUGGUUUGAAGAAGAAAAGAAAUCACUAUGUUGAAGGUGGUGAUGCUGGGAACCGUGAAGAUUAUAUCAAUGAGCUUAUCAGGAGGAUGAACUAGAUUUCUGUGGUGCCAUCAGUCUCUUGAGGUCCAGAGUUUACUGUUAUAAUUUUUAGCCGACAUUUGUUUCUUUUCUUGAUCGAAGUCCAAUUUCGGAGCGCAUUAUGAUUGGCAAUUUUGUUUCUUUGACUUGUGUUCUGACAAUUGCUUUUUAUUCAAUACUUUGCUUAUGCUUAUAUUUUGCUGUCA